Messenger RNA from Bombyx mori (domestic silkworm), 1532 nucleotides. It is a transcript of the gene CIAPIN1, whose product is annotated as anamorsin homolog. NCBI's taxonomy places the organism in Eukaryota, Metazoa, Arthropoda, Insecta, Lepidoptera, Bombycidae. Gene Ontology annotation, cellular component: cytoplasm. Gene Ontology annotation, biological process: iron-sulfur cluster assembly. The record is from RefSeq and is a predicted model, not a curated record. The transcript has 6 exons. The coding region runs from base 694 to 1446 and encodes 250 amino acids. Gene Ontology annotation, molecular function: iron-sulfur cluster binding.
UUUAGUGGUGUUGGCAUUUGAUAAAUAAAAUGGUUUAAUUUUGAAUAAAAAAAAACCCGUUUAUUAUAAUAAUAAUAAUGCUAUUCAUCUUACGUGUAAAAAUACUAAUCGACAUUUUAUAUCUGCAUGCCGUUUUAGGUUGAUAUCUAAAGUCUAGAGAAUCUACGAAGGAAAUAGUUAACUUUGUGUUUUUGUUGCAUUAUACGUGUAAUAAUUGCGGGUUAUUAAUCCAUUAGCGUCUACGAAUGUCCAUAAAUGUGACACGGCUCCUCGGACUCUUCUAGUUUUGCAGCGAAAGCAAAACUUUACUAUUUUCUUAUCAAAGUCCAAUUCUACCGAAGAUCAAUCAAAUUUUUCUAUUCCGUUUCGUAUUGUAUCCGUUCAACAAUUAUUAAACAAAUUGUGUAAAUAGUAAUUAUGUAGAUUUUAUGAACUAGAUAGUGGCAACAAUGUCAUUUGAAAAAGCUGAUUGCCAUACUGAAAAAAUAAGAAGGGAAGUGCCUGACAAUUGAAUUGAAAUUCAUCAUUGUUCAUUAUUUAUAAUCAUUUACUUAAGCCAGCAGCCACUGGUUAGGAAAUUUACCAAUUGCCUGUUAUCUUUUUCAAGGAAACAAAUUAACUGCGUUAUAAUUUCGUUAUCUGUUAUUUAAAAAAUACUGUAAAAUCAUUGUUAAAAAUCCUUGGCUUACAAACAUGGACAACUUGAAAAACGGAGACAAUGUUCUUAUUAUUUGGAAGAACGACAGUCAAGGAAACAUUACGAGCCUAAUAGAAGACGUAAAAAAAGUAAUUCAAAGUGAUACUGUGGUUCUGGAAAACUCCGACAUGAUCACUGAAGGUUCCCGUGAGCAUUCAUCAUUUGAUGUUGUUCUCUCAAACUGGUUACCUCCCCACAGUGUCUCACAUUCUGAUAAACUAUUGGCAAUAAUCAUUAAAUUACUCAAACCAAAUGGUAAACUUAUACUCAAAGAUCUCAACAAAUUGACCAGUACACUUAAAUUAAAUGGUUUUGUAAAUGUCACUGAAUUGGAGAAUAACAGAUAUGUUGCGGAGAAACCAAAGUUUGAGGUUGGUUCAAAGUCAUCUCUGAAAUUAAAUGGAAAAGCCACAGUCUGGAAGUUGGACAGCACAGUUGAGGAAGCUUGGGCCAGCACUAACAACGAUGAUAUUAUUGAUGAGAACGAACUAUUGGAUGAAAAUGACCUUAAAAAGCCAGAUAAAGAAGCUUUGAGUGUUUGUGCAACAACAGGCAAGAGAAAAGCGUGCGUGGACUGCACCUGUGGCCUCGCCGAGGAACUAAGGGGCGAGACAAAAGAAACUCCAAAAUCGUCGUGUGGAAGUUGUUACUUGGGCGAUGCGUUCCGAUGCGCGACCUGCCCGUACCUCGGCAUGCCAGCCUUCAAGCCCGGCGAGAAAGUGAUGUUAGAUCUCAAGGCCGAUAUAUGAAAAACCGCUUAGAUUUAUUCCAGUCCACUGUAUUAGUAUUUUACUUGUUGUGAAUGCCUUUACUAAAUAAAAGUUUUUGUAAGAUA